Dichotomopilus funicola is the source of this 2406-nucleotide messenger RNA. RefSeq lists its product as uncharacterized. Gene Ontology annotation, biological process: intracellular calcium ion homeostasis; calcium ion transmembrane transport. The coding region runs from base 1 to 2406 and encodes 801 amino acids. The transcript is spliced from 3 exons. Lineage: Eukaryota; Fungi; Ascomycota; Sordariomycetes; Sordariales; Chaetomiaceae. The record is from RefSeq and is a predicted model, not a curated record. Gene Ontology annotation, molecular function: calcium channel activity. Gene Ontology annotation, cellular component: membrane.
AUGUUCAACGCACCCCUCCUCCAACACGAACCCAAAACCGACUCCCAGGUCGACUUCAACAACCAGUCCUCCUACACACCUCCUUAUGCACAAACACAAUCUUAUCCCUACCCCCAAGCCCCAAGCCCGGAACUCCCUACUUCUAUUAACCACAACUACAAUGCCAACAACCACCGUCCACCACCCACCACCGCAACCGGCACCUACGGCCGCUACAUCCUAAAGACCCUAUACGGCCCACUUAAAUUCGUCCUCAUCUUCGGCAUCGUCACCGCGCUGCUGGUCAUCCCAACCGUUGUCAUCGAUGCCGACAAUGUCAAGAGCCGAGCGGAGUUUGGGGACGACGAGGCGGGGUUUUCGGCGCAGCAGACGCGUUUGGUGACAUACUACGUCUUUGGAUGGCUGUGGUUCUCGUGGAUAGCGUUGGCAGCGUGCUAUGCGUUUGGGACGGUGUUGCCUUAUGUGUUUCGAUUUGUUGCGAGAUAUGUCAACCCGGGGCAUGCGCGGUACUGGCGUGUUCUGCGGACAAUGCGAGGACCAAUUUGCUACGUUGGUCUCGUCACUUUUUCCUACGUCAUCUACCUGGCUCUCCUCUACAUCGACCGUGCAAGCCUGGCGACCUCCCUGUAUUCCUCUCCCGACGAAAUCGGCUGGAUCGACAUCCUGGAAGACUUCCUCCAACAAGGCGUGCUCUGGGCCUGGUUCUACCUGGUCGAGAAGAUCGGCAUGCUCUACAUCACCAUCCACUACCACGCACGUUCCGACAUGGGCCAGAUCACCCGCUCCAAGGACAUGCACAACGCCCUGAUUGCGCUGUACGAAGCCUCCGUCUACCUCUACCCCAUCGGCACCGCCGAGUUUGAAGACGAGGACACCAUGAUCCGGAACGCCACAGGCCAAGAACACGGCGAGCACCGCAUCCGCGCUACACACUACCUCAGCCGUCUGGGCAUCGACACCUACGGCCUCACAUCCUUCUUCGGCAACUUCCUGUCCAGCAGCCCAGACUCCCACUGGCUACGGCCCGCGUCCGGGUACGCCACGGUAGAACGGGCCAUUGCCAACCCCAAAUCAGCCGCCGCCCUCGCCCGACGGAUCUGGAUGUCCUUUGUCCCCAUGGGCAAAGAGGCCCUAACUGCCGAAAACAUGGCCGAGGUGCUUGGUCCCUCCCGCAAGUCCGAAGCAGAAGCCUACUUCAAGCUCCUCGACGAAGGCGACCUAGGCGAUCUCCGGCUCGACGAGAUGGAAUGGUCCGUCACCGAAGCCGGCCGCAUCCGCAACAACAUCUACCGCAACAUGCACGCCGCCGACCACUGCAUCAACACCUUCGACUGGGUCAUGCUCGCCUGCCUGGCCGGCGUCAUGGUCUACUUCAUCCUUGUCUUCUGGGUCCCUGCCCUGAAGGACAUCCAAGAAACCAUCAAAAUCCUCGGUUUCGGCCUCGCCUUCGCCGUAGGCCGCACCAUCCACCACUUCCUCGCUGGCUGCAUCUUCAUCCUCUUCGACCACCCCUACGACAUCGGCGACCGCAUCGAGCUCUGGAACGGCCAGUCCCCCGCGCCAGCCCCAACCUCCCUCAUCGUCACCCACACCUCCUUACUCUACACCAUCUUCCGCCGCGUCGACAACGGCAUGACCCUCCAAGCAGGCAACGAAUACCUCCAGCAAUGCCGCAUCGAAAACGUCACCCGCUCCGGCGCCAACCGCCAAGCCAUCACCUUAGCCGCCGAUCUCUCCGAUACUUCCUUCCGCGACCUGCAGUUCCUCCGUUCCGAACUCGAAGCCUUUGUCAAACACCCCGACAACCGCCGGGAUUACUUGCCCGCACUAGGUCUCUCCAUCACCAACCUGAACACCGACCAGGGCAAGAUGGAUCUGAAAUGUGUCUUUACCCACCGCUCCAACUGGGCCGACGAGCCGUUGCGCGCGGCGCGGUCGAUGAAGUUCAUGUGUGCGCUUGUCGCGGCGCUGCGGAAGAUCCCGCUGGAUGGGAGCGGUGGUGCCGGGGCUGUGGGUAAGUCGGGGAAUCCGGCGUAUCAUGUUAUGAUUACGGCGGACGAGGCGAAGAAGAGGAAGGAGGAGGCGGAGAGGGAGAAGAAGGCGAAGAGGUGGGAUGCGGAGGAGAAUGUAGCGGAAGAGGACGAGGAUGAGGAUGGAGAAAAAGUGAGGAAGGCGAGGGAAGAAGCAGAGAAGAAGAAGAAAGAGAAGAAAGAGAAAGAGGAGGCCGAGUUGGCUGCGAGGAUGAGUCUGUUCAAGAUUCCGGCGGCGAAAAAGGCCGGGCCGCCGCCGAGGGAAACGGGCGACACGGCGGGUGGGUUGACGACUGGGUUUCAGUUACUUGGGAAUUUUGUGGGCGGGAGUACCAACACGGGUGGGCUUCGGCCGGUGCCGCAUUUUAAGGGGUGA